UAGUCAGGAAGCAGCCACACUUCAUAUUAUACUCCAUGCACACACUAGAUACUAAAUACUAUAUACUAGAUAUAUAUCAGUCAGGAGCUCCGCAGCGAACCGAAGGGUCUGUUUAUACUUCUUAUUAUACUACAUACACAUACUAGAUACUAUAUACUAUACUAGAUUUCAGUCAGGAGCUCCGAAGCAAAACGAAAGGGACCAGAGGAGUGAUGGAGGGUCUGGGUUCUGGGACCAGAGGAUUGAUGGAGGGUCUGGGUUCUGGGACCAGAGGACUGAUGGAGGGUCUGGGUUCUGGUUCAGGGACCAGAGGACUGAUGGAGGGUCUGGGUUCUGGGUUUAGUGACCAGAGGACUGAUGGAGGAUCCAGAACCUGAACCCAAACUGGUUCUGGUCUUCAGCGGGAAACGGAAGUCCGGGAAGGAUUACGUGACAGACCUGAUUCACAGCCGUUUGGGACCAGAUGUUUGCUGCAUCCUGCGUCUGUCUGGACCUCUCAAACAGCAGUACGCUCAGGAGCAUGGUCUGGACCUGGACCAGCUGCUGGGACCUGGUCUCUAUAAGGAGCAGUUUCGGGCCGAUAUGAUUCUUUGGGGAGAAACUCGCCGACGCCACGACCCCGGAUUCUUCUGUCGCCUAGCAACCAGGGGAGCACGGCAACCUGUUUGGGUGGUCAGUGAUGCUCGCCGGCUGUCUGACCUGCGAUGGUUCUUCUCAGAGUUUCCUCGACAGACUCGAAGUGUUCGAGUUCAAAGUUCAGAAACCACUCGGACACAGAGGGGGUGGAGCUUCACCACAGGUGUGGAUGAUGCAGAGUCUGAGUGCGGCCUGGACAGCGGCGUGGAGUUUGAUUGGAUCAUCACCAACGAGGCCGACGCCCCUUCACUAGAAGAGCAGCUGCAGCCAAUCCUGAAGCUCGCCGAGGAAGCAGCAUCAUCAUCAUCAUCAUCAUCGCUGUGAUAACGCACCUUUAUAGAGGAAGCAGCAUCAUCAUCAUCGCUGUGAUAACACACCUUUAUAGAGGAAGCAGCAUCAUCAUCAUCGCUGUGAUAACACACCUUUAUAGAGGAAGCAGCAUCAUCAUCAUCAUCAUCAUCGCUGUGAUAACGCACCUUUAUAGAGGAAGCAGCAUCAUCAUCAUCAUCGCUGUGAUAACGCACCUUUAUAGAGGAAGCAGCAUCAUCAUCAUCAUCGCUGUGAUAACACACCUUUAUAGAGGAAGCAGCAUCAUCAUCGCUGUGAUAACUCACGUUUACAUAUUUUUAUAAACAGAAACUUGUCUGAUGAAUAAAAGCCAGCGAGUCAGUU
Perca flavescens (yellow perch) is the source of this 1308-nucleotide messenger RNA. It is a transcript of the gene pmvk, whose product is annotated as phosphomevalonate kinase. Gene Ontology annotation, molecular function: phosphomevalonate kinase activity. NCBI's taxonomy places the organism in Eukaryota, Metazoa, Chordata, Actinopteri, Perciformes, Percidae. Bases 358 to 960 code for a protein of 200 amino acids. Gene Ontology annotation, biological process: isopentenyl diphosphate biosynthetic process, mevalonate pathway; cholesterol biosynthetic process. Gene Ontology annotation, cellular component: cytoplasm. The transcript has 6 exons. The record is from RefSeq and is a predicted model, not a curated record.